AUGGACGAUCCGAGCGAGACGACUGUGGCAGCCACUGCGCCGACGACGACGCCGCCCCAGCCGCGCCGCAAGAAGACGCCCAAGAAGCAAGCGCCGACGGUCGAGGCUAUCGGCGACGACGCAGCCGCCAGACCAUCACUCACGACGCGCCUGGUGGGCGGGGCGCCUGGGACCGCACAAGACGUCAAGCCUCGCCAGAAGCAGACGAAGAAGAAGCCCAUGGCAUCAACGGACAUGCUGCCGCCACCUGCGCCAAGCGUGGCGCGACCAGCGCUCUCUGACGCGUCCGCUGCCGACGGCGCCGCGGCGCCCGCCAAGAAGCGCCGCCCGCGCAAGAACAAGCCCAAGGCUGCAUCGUCCGCGACCGCCGACGCGACAGUGGACGCAAUCUCGAGCGAGACCACUCCUAACGGCAGUGGAAUCGUCGCGUCACCCAAGGCCAGCGCCACGCCAAUGUCGCCGAAGGUCAAGGAAGACACACCAACGACCGCGGAGGUCAAGGGCUCCAAGAAGAAGAAGAUCAAGAAGAAGGCCAAGAGUCGAGCUACGUCGACGCUUGAAGAGGCUUCUUCUGUGGUCGACGGUGUGUCUGUGCCACUUGGCGCAGCGUCCCAAGCGAAGAAGCCCAAGGACGAUGGCCAGCCAAAGCAUGCUGUCGGAACUCCAGAUGACGCCACGAUAGCAGCCGAGGACAAGCCGACACCGAGCGCCAAGAAGAAGAACAACAAGAACAAAAGCAGAAGAACGCGUGACAAGCCCACGUCGUCGUCGUCAUCGCGAUCCAAGAAGCCGAGAAAGGCGGGCGACUCACUGUACGCGGCUCAUGUCUCGGAGAAGGAUGCACACGUCGGCCUUGCGAAAGGCACGUACCUCCAAGGCAUUCUUCGUGUCAGCAAAGGCAACCGGUACGACAGCUACGUGACGGUCGAUGGUCUGGACACGGACAUCAACAUCCACGGGGUCGUGGACCAGAACCGCGCGGUUGACGGCGACCUCGUCCUCGUUGAGUUGCACCCGCAGUCGCAGUGGAAGACCACGACGUCGCCCAAAGCAUCCACAGUUGUCGUGCCAACGUCGACAGCGGUGGUUCCGACCGGUCUCUGGAACCCGCUUGUGACGGCCACGGCGCCAGUGCCGAAACCCGCUAGCAGUAAGGGCACCUCGGCGCUGCAGGCGACACUCUCGGCCCUCCAAGCUCGCCUCAAAAACGCCAGCCUCCAGCCCACGGGCAAGGUCGUGCGCAUUGCCAAGCGCGGGGACCACGUGUACAUUGGCGUUGUGCGUGCGACGGCAACUGCUGCGCUCUUUGAUGCGAGAGACGAACGCCUGCCCCGGGGCAUCCGCAUUCCAAACGCCAGCAUGCCCAACGAGUACAAGGACGAUCCGGAAGACUUUGCAGCCUCCAAGUUGUGCAUCAUUAAGCUCGGCACAUGGGCGACAAGCCACCGGUCGCCACAGGGUAUUUUUGUGCAAACGACGGGCUCGAUUGGCACGAGUGCUCCCGAGAUCGAAGCGCUUCUGAUUGCCACUGGCGUCGAAGACCAUUUGCUGCCGUUUGCACCGGCGAUUGAAGCGUCGCUGCCGUCCGAAAACUGGGUCGUCCCAGACGACGAAGUCGCUCGGCGCCGAGACCUCCGCGACUGGACGAUCUUCUCCAUUGACCCGUGGAAUGCCCGGGAUCUCGACGAUGCCCUCUCGAUCAAGCGCCUCGACGAUGGCACAUUUGAGAUUGGCGUGCACAUUGCCGAUGUCGCGCACUUUGUUGAGGCUGGAUCGCCCGUCGACGCCGAGGCCAAGCGCCGCUGCACCAGUGUGUACUUGGUGAACCAGGUGCUACCGAUGCUGCCGCGUCGGCUCUGCGAGUCGCUCUGCUCGCUUCAGCCGUACACGGACCGCCUUGCCUUCUCGGUGGUGUGGCGUAUGCAUCCGGACGGGACAUUUGUCGUCGACGCGCCGAUCUGGUAUGGCAAGACGCUGAUUCGAUCCGUGUGCCAGCUCGAUUACGGCACGGCGCAGCUCUUGCUCGAGACGCCACUGCAAGAUGGCGACAUGACCUACUCGGAGGAGACGUGGCCGAUCGCGCGGCGUCCGCACGACGCGUCCUUAAACCGGGCCGUGCACGAAAACGUCCAGCAGCUCUGGUCGCUGGCCCGCACGCGCCGUCAAGUGCGGUUUGAAACCGGCUCGGUGAGUCUCCAGAACACUAAGCUGAGCUUUGUGCUGGAAGGAGACAAACCGAGAAGCGUCGCGUCGUACCCGAUCCGCGACUCGAACCGGCUCAUUGAGGAAUUCAUGCUCGUCGCCAACUUCCUCGUCGCCCAGAAGCUGCUUCUGGCACCGCACAACGUCGCCGUCUUGCGUCACCACCCGCCGCCCGACCCGGACCAGUGGCCCAAGGCGUGGGCCGACCUCGCGGCGAUCGGUAUUACAAAAGAUCCGAGUAUCGAGCUCAGCACGUGGCUGGACACCCUCUUGGUGACGCGGGGCGAGCGCGUCUUCUCGGCCGUCAUGCACGUCCUCACCAAGCCGAUGCAGCCGGCUGCCUACAACGUUGCCGACCACUUGACGCACGACGACCGCCAUUAUGCGCUCAACAUUCCAUACUACACGCACUUUACGUCGCCGAUUCGCCGGUACGCCGAUGUGCUCGUGCACCGUCUGCUGCUUGCAAGCCUAUCGGACGAGCGCGUGGGCGUCAACCCCGACGACGUCAAUCGCUGCAACCUCCAAAAGACCAACGCCAAGUAUGCGCAACUCGGCUGCGACAAGCUCUUUCUGGCCAUGUACCUGGUCGAGAACCCGACGGAAACGAGUGGCACGGUCGUCGGCAUUGGCACCAAGAGCUUCACAGUGCUCAUCCCCGAAUUUGGCUUUGAGAAGCGUCUCUUCUUGGACGACAUUGGUGCAACGGGCGAGCUCGACAAGCUGAGCAACCACCUCAAAAUCUCGCUCUUUGGCGCCACGCUCGACCUCGGCUAUUUCUCCGAAGUGCGCUUGAAGCUCUCGGCGACUCAAGUCCCUCUUGCGAUCGUCGUCGACCUCGUCGUGGUCUAGGCCGCUACCGGUACCUCUACUGAUCUCUACUUGACGUUUCAAUAACAUGUGUACACUGA
Messenger RNA from Saprolegnia parasitica CBS 223.65, 3113 nucleotides. RefSeq lists its product as hypothetical. Lineage: Eukaryota; Oomycota; Saprolegniomycetes; Saprolegniales; Saprolegniaceae. Gene Ontology annotation, cellular component: exosome (RNase complex); P-body. Bases 1 to 3054 code for a protein of 1017 amino acids. The transcript has 5 exons. Gene Ontology annotation, molecular function: RNA binding; 3'-5'-RNA exonuclease activity. The record is from RefSeq and is a predicted model, not a curated record. Gene Ontology annotation, biological process: mRNA catabolic process.